AUGGAGACUGAAAGUUAUUCUCACUCUACUGGUGUACAAGACCCUCUUUCUCUUGAAUCUAAACCCAAGAAACCUGCAGGUGGAUGGAGAGCCAUAAAGUACAUUCUUGGAAAUGAAUCGUUUGAGAAACUGGCGUCGAUGAGCCUGGUAGCAAACAUCACAGUGUAUCUGCGUACGAAAUACAACUUGAAUGGCAUACUUCUUGUUAAUGUGGUUACAAUAUGGUCUGGUAGUUCUAAUCUCUCGUCAAUAGCCGGUGCCAUAAUCUCCGAUGUUUGUCUUGGAAGAUUUCUCACUCUCCUCAUUGGCACCAUUUGCUCGCUUUUGGGAAUGGUUGGUAUGACCUUAACAACAAGUAUACCUCAACUAAGGCCUCCAGAAUGCAAUGAACAAUCUCCAUGCACACAGCCCCACAAAUUGCAGCUUGGUUUCCUGUUUACCGCUCUCGGAAUGAUUGCACUUGGAGCAGGUUGCAUUAGGCCAUGCAACAUUGCCUUUGGUGCUGAUCAAUUUGAUACAAAAACUGAGAAAGGAAGAGCCCAGCUUGAAAGCUUCUUCAAUUGGUGGUAUUUGUUAUUCACAGUAGCGCUUGUGAUAGCCCUAACCGGGGUCGUCUACAUUCAGACAAAUAUCAGCUGGAUGAUAGGUUUCGCUAUCCCAACAGCCUGUCUUGCCAUUUCAAUCACAGUUUUCUUGAUUGGUCAACAUACUUACAUAUACAAGAAGACUCAGGGAAGUGUUUUUAUAGACAUGGCAAAGGUAGUUGCAGCUUCUUUUAGGAAACGAAAGAUAAACCUCGGAUCAGUUGAUAAUCAGCACUCUUUCUAUGACCCUGUGCAAGAAAAGGAAGCGGAAAUAGCUAACCCGACAAAACUGAAAAGGUUUAACUGCCUUGACAAGGCUGCUGUGAUAACUGAUCCAGGGGAAUUGGAUGCACAAGGUAUGCCUACAAAUAGUUGGAAAUUGUGCAGUGUACAACAAGUACAACAAUUGAAGUGUUUGGUUGGGAUUAUACCAGUAUGGUUUUCGGGCAUUGCUUGUUUCCUAGUCAUGGACCAGCAAAGCACAUUUGGAGUCCUGCAAGCAAUUCAGAUGAACAGAUCAGUUGGGAAUCAUUUCAAAAUUCCACCUGCUUGGUUGUCCAUAACAUCGAUGAUUGCACUCUCUAUCUGGAUAUACAUUUAUGAAGGCAUAUACAUCCCCACUGCUAAGAAAAUAUUGAAAAGGCGUUCAAGGUUACUGCUACAGCACAGGAUUGGAAUCGGGAUUGUUAUGUCAAUCCUCUGCAUGGUGGUAGCUGGAGUUGUUGAAAAGAGGCGACGAGAACUAGCUAUAAAGCAAGGUUCUUUCACCUCCUCAGUUCCUGUUCUACUCCUCGUGCCUCAGUUUAUCCUAUCCGGCCUUACAGAAGCUUUUUCUGCUGUUGCUAUAAUGGAAUUUGUUACAGUACAAAUGCCAGAAAGCAUGAGAAGUGUUGCGGGUUCAAUCUUUUUUCUCAGCCUGUCAAUUGCAAGCUACCUAAGUGCCCUCAUUGUCAACGUAAUAAGCUCUGUAACUGGACGAAACAGAAAAUCACCAUGGCUUGGUGGACAUGAUCUUAACAAGAACAGGCUCGAUUACUACUAUUACAUUAUUGCUACUCUAGGAGUCAUCAACUUGAUAUAUUUCACUUUCUUUGCAAGCAGUUAUGCGUCUUGUGGCAAAGCCAUAAAAGUUGCAGAAGAAUCACAGUUACAGAACUCAGUCAAUCAAUUAGAGGCUAGAGAUUUUCCACCAAAUGAGAUUAUGCAGGAUGAGGAAAGAGGAUUAGACGCAAGGACAAUUUAA
Molecule: messenger RNA, 1827 nt
Organism: Fraxinus pennsylvanica
Lineage: Eukaryota; Viridiplantae; Streptophyta; Magnoliopsida; Lamiales; Oleaceae
Source: the annotation of a GenBank genome assembly